CAGUUGAAGUGGGCCUUCAUCGACUGCGAAUUUCUUUUGAGCAUUGCGCCGCGAUCUCGAAGCCUGAAUGAUGCUAGAAAAAUAGGCUCCGAGUCAACCGAAAAAGUCUGAGGGGAGAAGGAGAUCGGACACUGCCAAGUACUAUCGACAAACCGAAAUUAUAUGCCUCCGGCUGCUAUGACAGUACCUAUGGCGGUUUUGGUAUCUGACACGUCAACACAAACUGCCGCAAAGAUCCGUUCUGUGUUCAGACAGGUCUGGAACGAGUACUACGCAUGGGAAGCCGUACUUGCGAGCAAGGCACUGGCGUCCAUUCAUACCGAGCAGAAGAAGGACCAAGAUCGACAGUCCUUUUUUCGUAUGGGCGAGCAUCUGCCCCUAGUAUCCAGGGAUUCAAAUCUUCACAAGUCGGUUGACGGCUCAAAGACGAGGGAAACGGAGGCGUUUACGGCCCUCGAAUUUGGCGACCAAUCUGCGACGCUCGAAGACACGGUAGUAGACGUGGAGGUUCUCUCGUUAAAGGAUUUUGAGCCUUGCCCGUCCUACGAGGCUUGCACGCCAAUCCCAGCUAAUGUGCUCCAAGGAGACGACUCCAGCGACAUGCCUUUCAUACCACUAGCAGACGAUCCGACGUUCGAUGCAACAGACCAUUGUUUGGACUAUGACAACUUCGCUUGGCAGGUCACCCAUGUCGACUCCGAUUUGAACGCGAUCAUCCUCGAAACUGCUCUCCGGCUGCAUUACAAACACGGCAUAUCAAUAGCACACAUAGAUGAAGCGAACGUCCUUCCGAGACGGCUCAAAACCUGCUCGGGUGUUUGGGGCGUCAUCUGGCUCAGUACACAAAACGACAUAAUCGACUGGCCGGGAUCCUCUCGAGCGGACUAUCCCCCUCUGUUCGACUCGGACUUCCCCGUUCCAGACGCGAUCGACCUCCGCACGCGCCUGCAGGACCAUCUCACGCUGGUCUGUCCGAACCUGAGCUGUACGCAUGCAUCGUGUUUGUCACAUGAUCCGCGCCCGGUGACUGUGGGACCUCUUGACGAGCGGUUCACACCCGACCAUUUGAAGGAAGGAGAGCAUACCAGGAAAGAAGCACCUCCGUGCGGUCCAUCGUGCUGCUUCCUGCAGCCUGACAGCGCCCUUGAACAAACACUAUCUUUGACGCCGUCCGAGAGGGCUGAGAUUCGCGUGGUACUGCAGUUGGCGUCGACGGCAUCGUCUUGCGAGCUCGCAAUGCUCUGCCGUAGACCGUGUCUGGAGAUACCUGCAAUACGCAAAGCGUUGGCAUUGACACCUCUCGAUAGCAGCGCUCCGAGUACUCGGGCAUACGACGAUGCAGCUGCACCCAAAUUCGAGGAAAGCAAUGCUUCCCAAUUCACACCGAAUCACCCCUGCGACCACGCCGGACCGUGCACCGCACAAAUCCAGUGCGCCUGCGUUCUCACCAAGGCGCACUGCACGAGGAACUGUCGAUGUUCGCGCCAAUGUAACAGGCGGUGGGCAGGCUGCCGAUGCGGACACAAUCCUGCAAGAGCCCGCGAGCGACGCUCGUGUCUGAUCGCAACCUGCCCUUGUCGGCGCGCGGGUCGUGAAUGUGACCCGGAGUUGUGUGCGCCGUGUUUCGAUUCGGUAAGGGAGCAGCGGCCAGGGCGUGUUCAAGUUGUGUUCCCUUUGAAAGGGAGCCGCCCGAAUACGUGUCGGAACUGUCAGAUUCAGCUGGGUUGUCGAAAGGCUCUGGAAGUCAGACGCAGCGAGUUUGGGAUGGGCGUCUUCCUCGCCGAAGCUGCGAGGGAAGGCGACCUCAUUGCAGAGUAUACGGGGGAGCUGAUCUACGAAGCCACUUUCGAUACCCGAGGCGACCUAGCAAAGCACCGAGGGCGCGACUAUGUGUAUAACCUUAACGAGUCCUUCAGCGUCGACGGCACGUACGCAGGGAACGAGACCGCUUCAUCAAUCAUGCGCCGCAGAAGAAAGCGAGCGGUAGAGUGGCUAUAUUCCUGGUGAACGGCGAUCAUCGAAUUGGUGUUUUUGCUAGAAAGAGCAUACCCGCUGGCACAGAGUUGACUGUCGAUUAUGGGCCAAGCUUUCCUAUAUGACUUGUGAUUUUUGGACCGGUGCCCUGUUGUAGUUGACGAUUCUAGAUUCUGUAUCGCAGCAUACCAUACUCUUGUGAUCUUCA
Messenger RNA from Fomitopsis serialis, 2182 nucleotides. RefSeq lists its product as uncharacterized. Lineage: Eukaryota; Fungi; Basidiomycota; Agaricomycetes; Polyporales; Fomitopsidaceae. The transcript is spliced from 17 exons. The coding region runs from base 163 to 2007 and encodes 614 amino acids. The record is from RefSeq and is a predicted model, not a curated record. Gene Ontology annotation, biological process: chromatin remodeling. Gene Ontology annotation, molecular function: histone methyltransferase activity.